AUGGCAAUCAAUAUUGAAGGGAAAUGGAUGACCCUUGACAAGCUCAUGUCGAUCAAAUUAGAUGGAUGUAGGAGCUGCCUCUCUCUUCCGACGCUUGAGCACCUACCACAUCUUCAGGAUCUUGAGUUAUGGUUUAUGGACAAGUUGACAUUUUUAAAGAGUUCCGAUGUUACUGGAUCAACGGAGCCUUUGUCUCCAUCGUUGAGAUCGCUCGCACUUUUAGAUAUGAAAAGACUGGAAAAGUGGAUAGAUGGAGCACCCAACAUCUCAAAAAUGAUAUCUCCUGUCCUCCAGAGCUUGUCCAUUUUAGAUUGCCCAAAGAUUAUUAUUUUAGAUGAAUGCCAUCCCCAUCCUCUUGUUUAUUUAGAGAUUGGAUUUUGCACAGGUCUGGUGUCCAUUAAAAGCAUACAAGGCCUCAAAUCUCUUAAAAGUUUAAUGAUCGGCCAUUGUCCUAGUCUUUUAGAAAUAACCAAUUUACCCAACCAGUGUCAUUCUUUGAAGACUUUGCAAAUUAUCCAUUGCGACAAACUGACUUCCUUGCCUCAGAAAAUGUUUGACUGUUUUGCCUGCUUAAACCAUUUGGUACUUGGUCCGUUCUCAAAGGAGCUCAAUUCUUUCCCAAGUCUCCAAGGCAUCGAGAAGUUAAGGGACCACCUUCACUCAUUAAAUUUGAAAGGUUGGGAUCAUUGGGAGUCGAUACCUGAAGAAAUACAACACCUCACCUCACUGUCUUGGUUAGAAAUAGAUGGAUUCGGAAUACAAGAACUGCCCAUGUGGUUAACCAACAUGUCAUCUAUCCGAGAUUUGUGGUUCGAUGACUGCAAGGGGCUAAAUAAAGAAACGGUUAGACGGGGAGCGCCACGGGAAGCAACUGAUGUCACACUAAAUUAUGAAAAGUGUUAA
Messenger RNA from Lactuca virosa, 903 nucleotides. The record is from the annotation of a GenBank genome assembly. NCBI's taxonomy places the organism in Eukaryota, Viridiplantae, Streptophyta, Magnoliopsida, Asterales, Asteraceae.